CUUAGAUCUCGUUCGGUAAAUCUGAUUUUUUAAGAGAAAAUGGCAAACAAAAAAACAAAUAAUCCCGAGUUUUUACGCCAAUUUAUUGAUAUUUAUCAAUCAAAUCCUUGCCUAUGGAAGGUUAAAGAUAAAUGUUACACGAAUCGGGAUUUGAGGGAGAAAGCGUAUCAACAAUUAAUCAAUUUGUAUAAAACAGUUAAUGUUGAAGCGUCUCAAGAAACAGUGCGAAGCAAAAUUAAUAAUUUGCGAAGUGCAUUUCGUAAGGAACUGAAGAAGGUUCAAAAAUCUAAAAGAAGCGGUGCAUCCACUGAGGAUAUUUACACCCCUGGGCUGUGGUAUUACGAACUUUUAUUAUUUACCGCGAAUCAAGAAGAAUCUAGUGAGACCGUGUCUUCAAUCAAUAGUAGUGACGAUGAGGUAGAAGAUAAAGAAAAUGAAAACGUCAGCACUGAGAUGAUUACUGUUCAAUGUAUCAGCCCUGAAUCGAGUAUGGAACAUGAUUCUGCUCCAUUGUUAUCUCCCACUUCUAAUAGAAUAUCUACCUAUUCCAACACUACCCGCAAAGGGAAAAAAACAAAACGGGAAGAACUUCUGGAUGCAGCAUACAAAACUUUGGCCACAGUUGACGACGAAUGCAGUAGCAUUGGUAUGACGAUCGCAUUUAAACUUCGGCGAAUGAAUGAGCGCCAAAGAAAUAUAGCAGAAUAUUUAAUAAACCAAAUUUUGUUUUUUGGAGUGCAAGACAAGCUAGAUGAAGCAACAUAUAUUGCGUAUUCUACGCCUCCUCAAAUUGAGCCUACUCCCAGUACCCAGUACGUCAAACAGGAACAAAUUUUUGAUCCUUGUGUGUGA
This is a messenger RNA of Diabrotica virgifera virgifera (western corn rootworm), 852 nucleotides long. RefSeq lists its product as uncharacterized. Bases 40 to 852 code for a protein of 270 amino acids. The record is from RefSeq and is a predicted model, not a curated record. The transcript has 2 exons. Lineage: Eukaryota; Metazoa; Arthropoda; Insecta; Coleoptera; Chrysomelidae.